This is a messenger RNA of Condylura cristata (star-nosed mole), 3624 nucleotides long. Its product is annotated as elongation of very long chain fatty acids protein 4-like. Gene Ontology annotation, molecular function: fatty acid elongase activity. Bases 2552 to 3349 code for a protein of 265 amino acids. Gene Ontology annotation, cellular component: endoplasmic reticulum membrane. Lineage: Eukaryota; Metazoa; Chordata; Mammalia; Eulipotyphla; Talpidae. The transcript has 8 exons. Gene Ontology annotation, biological process: sphingolipid biosynthetic process; fatty acid elongation, monounsaturated fatty acid; fatty acid elongation, saturated fatty acid. The record is from RefSeq and is a predicted model, not a curated record.
CAAAGUGGCUACAGAUAGCCUCCUAGUGCUGAGACUUAACCCCUGUGCCACCAGGGAAUCUCCAAGGAAAGCUUUAUUGCUACUUGCAUAGAAUUAUUGCCAGGACCCAUAGGAAAUCUGUGUUUAAAUUCUGAUAAACUGGGACUUAUUUUUGCCAUGGAGCAAAGCAGCAAGUAGAUUGAUUUUAGCUCAAUAAAGGGAACCAUGGUCAAUGCGGACACUGGACAGCCCAGUGUACUCACCAAGUGCAUGUGCUCCAGAGCCAGACUGCCUGAGUUUGAAUCCCUACCCUGCUGCCUAGGGGCUGUGUGACCAUGGGUGGGUGACCAGCCUCUCUGUGCCUUGGUUUCCUCAUCAGUAAAAGGGGGUGUUGAUUAAUAGUACGUACCUCCUGGAGUCGUGAGGGUUAAAUGCUAUGAUCUUCAGGAUAGUGUUUGGGGAAAAGGAACGUCUUAAGUGUUCGCUGGGGUUAUGUGAGGUGUGUAGAAUGUUCUUCCUUGCAAUGCACACAAUCUCUGCACCCUCAGACAAGCAUCCUGUUUGCAUGUACACCCCCAGGGUGACUUGGCCCACCCAGUGAGCACAAUGGGACCUGGAUAGGGAGGGAGGCACUCUGUCAUGCUCACAUUUUAUAGCUGUGGGUGGUUGAAAGACACGCUUUUCCCUAAUCUGCCUGAUCUAUAAGCCCCAGGGGCACUGCCGUGGGUUCCACCCUCAUCCCUGACCAUGGGUGUAUGUGGGGGGCUAGAGAAGGUGUAUGAUGUCUCAAUUCACGGACCUGUUCUCAUGACCCCACCUGCUUCUUGGGGGUAAAGCGGCUUGAUGGGAACUUUUCAAGGGCUUCCCUACAGUUGUAAGGUUGAUCCCAAAGUAGGGACACACCACGCGUGUGUCCUCCUGAAGUCACCUGUGCUCGCCCAGCCUCUGGGGGCAGGCUGUGGUCCUUUCCACUGCAGGAACCCCUUUUUUUCUGGGUGGCCAGAUUCCCAAGCUCACCUGGAUGGUCCAACAAGACAAAGAGGAAAGGAUGAGCUCGGGGUUGGGAGAGUCCUCUGGAGAAAGGGCAACCCCUGAAGUCCUAGCCAAAUGCACAGGUUUGGCUGGGUUCCACAGGCAUGUGAUGUGUGUGGGAAACCGCAGAUGUGCCCCGCCUGUUGGCUGGAGCCCAGCUGGGAAAUGUUUCCAGAGGGAAGCGCAGGUAGAGUGAAGGUCUGUAGACUCCAAUGCAAAUGCAGGCAUGUCACCAAGCAUCGUGGGCGGCCAUGUCUCCAAACCGAAUGCUCCCGGAGGGGGUUAUUCCUCACUUCUAGUUCUUCCAGUCUCUUAAUCCGCUUGGACCCAGACGUGGAUAAUCCAGGGCUUACAUAGACGGGAUUUGUCACAAGCCUUCACAAAACCACAGUGGACUGUCUAGUCAGAAGGGAAAACUGAAGCAUUCGCUAUUCCAAGGAAGCAGUUCUAGAAGCCUCCCUGAAGUCAUUGGCGAGCGAGAUUGGAGCUGGGCUGCUGAAGCCUGGUCAUCUGGUGGUGCGGCACCUGAACUUGGUUCUCCUCCAGAAUCUUAGAAAGCAAAAAGCAUGUACCUAGAUGGGUUAUUUGGGCAAGUGGCCAGCUUAUGGGCUUCUUCUUGGGCACAGUGUGAUAGAGGUGAGGUCAGGAAGAGGGUUGCUUGAGUCUAGGAAUCUCAAUCCUCCAAUAUGCCAAUCACUUAUUGGGGAGCAGAGAGUGAAAGGAAGCUUCUAGAAGAUAAGUGUUUAUUCCUUAGCUGUGCAGGAAAGAGGGGGGACGAAGUCAGAGGGAGGGAGAGAAACUUGAACCUGGGAUUGCGAGCGUGGCUGGAGGGCGUGGCCUGAGACGGAGGGCGUGGCUUGAGACAGAGGGAGGGGAGGGAAACUUGAACCUGAGAUUGAGGCGUGGCUGGAGGGCGUGGCCUGAGGCAGAGGGCGUGGCCUGAGACAGAGGGAGGGCGGGAAAACUUGAACCGGAGAUGGAGGGCGUGGCCUAGGCCGGUGGAGGCGUCACCUGUGUGUGGUGGUGUUCCCAUUGCUCAAAUGUCAGCAGCCUUUGCUAAGAAUGAAGAGUUCAGGUGCCAGUCAUGGGGCACUGAAGGUGGGGGUACAUGGCCGUGCGCCUCCCCCGGCGUAGGGGCUGUCCUCCCUUGAGUCUCGCGUCCUCUGCAGAGCCGAGAGCCGUGGCCCAACACCCUUUGCCCUCUGAUCCUCCUGGCUGUCUCUUGUUCUCUUUGUCCCGGGGUCUGUGGGGCUGGCAGGGUGCCCGUGGGGCGGGCACUCCACUGGGAGCCCUGUUUCCAGUCAGUGUGUGAGUGAGUGUGAGUGUGCACAGAGGCCGGAAGCCUACGCAGAUCAGUGCAGGGGCCCAGAAAGCAUCCAGAAGGUGGGGCCGCCUGGGGGUCACCUUCUGCAGCCUGGAGCCCCAGGAUCUGUGACCGGGAACCACGGCCCGAGCGGCGCCACGAGCGGCGCCAGCACCCUGAGCGGCCAGAACAGCGUCAGUCACUGACCAGCGAGUCCGGGAAGACACGGGGGCUCUAAUGGCCGGCGCCCUGGACGCGCUCUGGAGCCAGUACACCUGGGCCUUAGGAAACGGAGAUCCGAGAACCGAUUCCUGGCUCCUGGUGCACUCGCCCAUCCCGGUCACCCUCCUCUUUGUCUGCUAUCUCCUCCUGGUGGUGGCCGGUCCUGCUGUCAUGAGGUGCCGGGAGCCUCUGAGGCUGGUUGGGCCCCUCGCCGCCUACAACCUGGGCCUCGUGGUUCUCUCGGGGUACAUAUUCUAUGAGUUCAUGGUCACCUCCCUUCUGGCCAAGUACAGCUACUUCUGCCAGCCGGUGGACUACAGCCAGAGUGAGCUUGGAAUAAGGAUGGCGAGCGUGUGCUGGUGGUGUCUCUUCUCGAAGGCCAUUGAACUGCUCGACACAGUCUUCUUCGUGUUGAGAAAGAAGCAGGAGCAGAUCACCUUCCUGCAUGUCUACCAUCACAGCACCAUGCUCUUUAACUGGUGGGCUGGGGUCAAGUUCGUGCCUGGAGGGCAAGCCUUCUUUGUCGGGAUGCUGAAUGCCUUGGUGCAUGUCUUCAUGUACCUGUACUAUGGGCUGGCCUGUCUGGGGCCCCGCGUGCGGUGCCACCUGUGGUGGAAGCGACACCUCACCACCCUGCAGCUGGGUCAGUUUGUGGCCAUUGCUGUCCACUCUUCCUACAAUCUCUUUGCUGAGUGCCCCUUCCCGGAUGGGUUCAACAUGGCUGUUCUCCUGUAUUCCCUCAGCCUCAUCCUCCUCUUUCUCAACUUCUACUACCAGACAUACCUCAAGGGCAAGCAGGACAAGCUCACUUAAGGAGCUGCACCCCGGGAGCUCGCAGCCCAGUGGUGCAGAGUAGAUUCCUCUGGUACUGCAUUUCAUCCUAUGAAGGAAAAAGGACCUUCUUUCCAGGGGAAAAAAAAGUUGGACCCAUUUUCCUGUACUGACUUCUGUUAUGGCACUUCCCAUGUGAAUUUGUAACAAUGAAUCUUCUUUCCUUACUAAGUGUGAGCCCUUCACGGGAGGGACAGUCUUCUCUCUAUGUCCCCCGCCUGACACAGCACCUCAAUAAAUGUUCAUGUGGUACCUUG